AACCAUGUGCUAAGCUUCUCUAGAAUCGGAGGUGGCAACAUCUUCAGAUGCCAUGUUAUGUAUAAAUGCAAGUUCCGAAACUUUCAAGAAAGCAAGAGAAAGCUUCUCCUUCAGACAUUUUCCCGAGAGAAAAAAAGAUUGAACAUUUCACAUAUCAAGGUCAAGCCUAUGGCGAUCCGCUUGCUGCGAUCAUCAAAGCAGUUUUUCCGUAAAGGAAAAUGGUUUGUACCAUCAAGCUCUGUCGAUGUUCCAAAGGGGUACUUUCCCGUGUACGUUGGAGAAAGCCAGAGGAAGAGGUUUGUGGUUCCGAUAUCGUUCUUGAGUGAGCCUUCGUUUCAAGAUUUGCUAAGAGAGGCCGAGGAAGAAUUCGGGAUCCAUCAUCCAAUGGGUGGCCUCACAGUUCCCUGCAGCGAAGAAAACUUCAUAGAUCUCGCCUCUCGACUCAACAGUUCAUGAGACAAAAAGACCAGCUCGUAGAACGCUUUCACAAUCGCUUUUCUCUUCGAGCGAAGAGUUGGUAGCAAAAGCCUCUCCUCGAAAAAGAUUAGAUAGAGAAGUUAACCCAAAUGAUGUAAUGAGUUUACUUCCUACAUGUUUUCAGCGAGUUGUAUGAUUUAGGAUCUUGUCUAACCGACAGUGAUCUUGUAUUCGGUACCUCAAAGAUAAUCUAACACGUUCAGAUUGCAGCCCUCAA
Molecule: messenger RNA, 694 nt
Organism: Tarenaya hassleriana
Lineage: Eukaryota; Viridiplantae; Streptophyta; Magnoliopsida; Brassicales; Cleomaceae
Product: auxin-responsive protein SAUR21-like
Exons: 1
Coding region: 58-456 (132 amino acids)
Biological process (GO): response to auxin
Source: RefSeq, a predicted model, not a curated record